Messenger RNA from Kickxella alabastrina, 873 nucleotides. RefSeq lists its product as uncharacterized. The coding region runs from base 168 to 848 and encodes 226 amino acids. NCBI's taxonomy places the organism in Eukaryota, Fungi, Kickxellomycota, Kickxellomycetes, Kickxellales, Kickxellaceae. The transcript is spliced from 4 exons. The record is from RefSeq and is a predicted model, not a curated record.
GCUCGCUCUUUGAAUUUUGCCUCGAGUUCCUUAUAGAGCCUCGCUUCUUUUUAUAUUCAUACAUAUUCGCAACUAUAACCGCCAUACACCUUUUCUUCACACAUCUCAUUUUCCUUUGUUAACCAAGCACCCUUUAGUCAGCACCUCCUCCGUCAAUCAUUUUCACUAUGCGUACUGCUUCUCUCGCCGUUUUCUUUACCGCUGCCGUUGUGUCUGCAGCUCCACUCGCUGUCAGACAGACAAUUGUCGGCCAGCCUGACUCUGGGAGCGACAUGGUCAAUGGGCCCACGGCAAUUAACACCCCCCUCGUCAACAACGGCGAGCUGAAGGACUCGUCUCUUGAUUCAAGCACGUCGUUUAAUGGUGCCGUCAUUAAUAACAAAUUCGUAAACCACAACGAAAACUUCAACCUUUACGACAAUGUUUUUUCCAACCCCGAAGUCAACAUGGUCUUCUCCGCUGUUUCAGCCGGUGCCCAUCCGGGUCUUUGGUUCAAGCGGCAGGCCUCUGUCGAUGCUGGCAAUGUUAACGCGCCGGCUGCAGUCAGUGACACGACCUUCAACAGCGGCGCUCUUCGGGAGGGCACUGCGGAAUCCGGCGUUUCUUUGGAUGGCGCAUACAUUCCCAACGCAGUUGCGACAACACCGAAAUUUCGGGCAACGAGUUUGUCAACCGAAUUUAAUACGGCUUCCAACAACAAUGGCCCGACAAUGGCCGGUAACGACAACGUGCUUAUCCCAAUCAACAACCAAGGCAUGAUCCUCAAUCUGGACUCGAGCUUCUUUGCGAGCCGGGACGCUCAGCAGCGGGCUCUGAUUAGCAGUUUCACUCGCCCGAGGUUUUUCUAGUCGCGAGUUUUAAAUAUUGCUGCUG